CACGUGACAAUAGUUUCGGGGUCAAAGUUCGUGUUGACAUCCUCAGCGUCGCGUCAAACAAAUGGCGGAAUUAGACGUCGGAAAACACUGCCAGGUGGACUCCUGUUUUCUAAAAGAUUUCCUUCCAUUUAUCUGCGAUUCCUGCAGUGGUGUUUACUGCCUCGAGCACAGAAGCAGGGAGUCCCACUCCUGUCCAGAGGAGUCGGCGACUGGAGAACAGAGUGAACCGCGGGCGGCUGGUGGUAGUUCCAGUUUUCCGUGCUCAUUCACAGACUGCAGAGGAAAAGAGUUGCUGCCUGUCAUAUGUCCACAGUGUGAAAAACAUUUCUGUUUAGCCCAUCGUCAUCAGGAUGAUCACAAGUGUGAAAAGUUGGAAGUUCAAAAGCCUCGAAUGGCAGCUACAAAGGAGCUUGUGCAAAGGAUUGUGGAAUCAAAGGAUGGGUCCAAAACUAAAGGACGUAAAGGGGCAAAGAACAGUGCAACUGCUGCCAAGGUAGCAUUGAUGAAACUGAAACUGCAUGCUGCAGGAGACAAAGGACUUCCACAGACAGAGAGAACCUAUUUUCAGGUAUAUCUCCCCAAAGAAUGUAAAGCCUCCAGCCAACCCAUGUUCUUCUGUUCCAAAUGGAGUGUAGGAAAAGUGGUGGAUUACGCCGCAUCUCUGGCUAGCCUAAAAAACAACAACAACAUACUGACAGCCAAGAAGCUGCGGUUGUGCCACCCUCAGUCUGGGGAGGCAGUGCCGAUGGAUGUCACCCUGGUCUCGCUGCUGUCUCACCCAGAAACUCCUCUGUACAACGGGGGUAACGUGAUACUGGAAUACCUGGACAACGAGUGCACAGGCCUAGAAGAUGUGUCAGAUUAUAUCACUCCGACAUAACAAACUCAACAGUUCUGCAGAUAAUGGUCUGGUUUUUUAUCAAUAAAAGAUUUUAAUUUUAAAA
This is a messenger RNA of Cynoglossus semilaevis (tongue sole), 944 nucleotides long. RefSeq names its product zinc finger, AN1-type domain 1 (gene zfand1). Gene Ontology annotation, biological process: cytoplasmic stress granule disassembly. NCBI's taxonomy places the organism in Eukaryota, Metazoa, Chordata, Actinopteri, Pleuronectiformes, Cynoglossidae. Gene Ontology annotation, molecular function: zinc ion binding. The transcript has 8 exons. The coding region runs from base 62 to 880 and encodes 272 amino acids. The record is from RefSeq and is a predicted model, not a curated record. Gene Ontology annotation, cellular component: cytoplasm; cytoplasmic stress granule.